AUGAAUCGAUCUAUUCAUAUUAAUAAUAAUCAUAUUGUAAAUAAUUCUAUAACUCGACAACAACAACAUCAUGUUAAUCAUUCGCAUCAAGAACAAAUACUACAAAAUCAUCCACUCACAUCGUCAUCAACCAUUUCACAUCAACAUCAUGAAGAAUAUGCUACUUGCACAAGUAAAACAUCGCUCUCUAUUGAAAAUACAAAUUAUUCACUAGACGAAAAUUAUGAUUGUAUAUAUCCUCAAAAAUGUUUUAAAUCUUCGCCAGUUAUCAAUGCAUCUUCACCAUCGUCAGACAAUAUUUAUUUUUGUAACAAAGUUCUAUAUUUAACACCAGAUGAAACAAAAUUGAGACAAAAAGAUCAGUCAUGUACAACAAAUAAUAUUUUGUACAAUUCAUCAGAUUAUCCAUAUUUAUCAAGUGAUACUGAUAUUAAUUGUUCAACAAAUGAUAAUUAUUAUUCACCAUCGACAUCAACAGCAACAGUAGCUAUAAAAACUUCAUCAUCAUUAAUUGAUGAUCAAACUACUAUUUAUUAUAAUGAUUAUCCUAAUACAACAGCAAAUCGUUAUAAUCAAUUUUCUAUCGAUACUACUCCUAAUUCAUCAUGGUUAACAUCUACCGAAUCCAAUUAUCCUGUACAAUCAUUUGAACAACAAUACAGUUAUUCAACAACAACAGCCACAACUUGUGAUAAUUAUAUUAAUACGCCAAAAGUUUAUAAUAUUACUGAUACAAAUAAUUUGAAUAUUAAAGAUAAUCAUAGUUCUGAUUCUUUAUCAUCAUCGUCAUCGUCAACGCACAAUAAUCAUUAUGUGACACAACAACCAGCAAGAGAGAGAUCAAGUUCAAAUCAAAUAGCAUUACAACAACAUAUUAGUGAAACACGAUAUAAAUGGAUGCAAGUCAAACGAAAUCCAGCUAAAACAGCAGGUAAACCAACUGACUAUAAUUAUCAAACACCAAAUAUCAUUAAUAAUCUUAAUUCAAAUACUGGACGAACAAAUUUUACGAAUAAACAAUUAACAGAAUUAGAAAAAGAAUUUCAUUUUAGUCGAUAUUUAACACGUGCAAGACGAAUUGAAAUAGCAGCAACAUUAGGUCUAAAUGAAACACAAGUUAAAAUUUGGUUUCAAAAUCGACGAAUGAAAGCAAAAAAACGUUUACGAGAAUGUAAGUAA
Molecule: messenger RNA, 1179 nt
Organism: Didymodactylos carnosus
Lineage: Eukaryota; Metazoa; Rotifera; Eurotatoria; Philodinida; Philodinidae
Source: the annotation of a GenBank genome assembly